Molecule: messenger RNA, 1401 nt
Organism: Lachancea mirantina
Lineage: Eukaryota; Fungi; Ascomycota; Saccharomycetes; Saccharomycetales; Saccharomycetaceae
Source: the annotation of a GenBank genome assembly
AUGUUCUCCUUAACGCGCUUGUUUAAUUGUCAAGCUAAAGUCCGAACGCUGCUGAAGAUUCUCUACACGAAUUGCACGAGGGAAAAACAAUCAUACACGGAUAAAAAGGCCACAAUGCAUGCGGAAGUCAACCCUUAUGAUGUUAUCAUAGUUGGUGGUGGCGUUUUUGGUUUAUCCACCGCAGCACAGUGCAUCCGCAGGAAAAAGGCCGUUUUGGUCAUUGAUAAGUACAACAUACCGUCUCCGUUGUCAGCUGCAAACGAUUAUAACAAGAUAAUUCGGCUAGAAUACGACGAUAGGUUCUAUACAUCUUUGGCAAUUGAAGCCUGUGACUACUGGAACGGAAACGGGGAUGAGUUGCUACCCAAGGGUUUAUUGCAUGACGUUUACUCUCACUGUGGAAGAAUUAGCAUUGUCCCGCCCAAGGAGUCAUUGCGUUACGCCUUCGAGAAAAACAGUCUGAAAAUUUUGCAAGACGAGUUCAAGAGAUGUCUUGACGUUGAAGAAUUCCAAGGCGAUCUGACAUGCGGGAAUAAGUUCCCGCAAUUACACAACGCGUCUGUCUCCCCUGAUCAAAUAAGAUUCAACGCUGACUGCGGAAUUGGGUAUGCAGCCAAAUCCCUAACCAAGAUGAAAGAAUACUGUGUUUCUCAGGGAGUUCAAUUCCUCGAGCAAAAUGGGGUUUCCAGGAUUAUACCUGGUCAAUUGGUAACGGUAGAGACCGCGAGCGGUCAAAGCUACAAAGCAAACAAGGUGCUAAUCUCCUGUGGCGCAAACUCGUCCGCAUUGUUGCCCUUGCAAGGCGUGAUAAAAGCUACAGGGCUCUACGUUGGCCACAUCAACUUGACUCUCGAGGAAUGUAAACGAUACGCAAAUAUUCCUGUUGUCUUCAAUCCUGCCGUGGGAUACUUUUUCCCUCCAGAUAUGGACACGAGGACCCUAAAAAUCUGCGUUAGCGCCGCAUCCACGUACGACCGUGAGUCCUCCGGCGUAAAGCCUCGGUAUCGUAUUGAGGAGCCAACAAUCGUCCAAGCACAUUAUGACUCGAUUACCGCAAAAAUUCAACGCAUUCUAAAAGACUACCUACCAGACCUGCUUUACAGCCAAAGUCGUUUAAGAGACAUUGUCGAUCUCAAGAUAUGUUGGAUAUCCGAUUCGGCCAACUCGGACUUUGUGAUUGACCGUGUCCCAGGACAAGAAAAUGUCUAUGUGAGCUGUGGAGAUUCUGGCCAUGCCUUCAAGUUCUUGCCCAACAUCGGGCGUUAUAUAUGGCAGAGGAUGGAGGGUAAUUUGACAAAAGAGCAUCAACAGAGAUGGCAAUGGCGAGAAAGUGUAUGGACCAAAGACUCUCUCUCUUGGCGUAUGGAGCAUCAACGUGACAGCUUGGACAAACUUACUUAA